UGUUGCUCGUUUCGCUCGGAAUGAACUAAACGCUCUCUGUUGCGCGAGAAACCACGCGGUAGAAGCUGAGCUGCCAGGUGUGUGUUUUCGGGGAGAAUCGAUGGUUGAUUGAGAAGUAUAACGGAUCAGAUGCUGUUGAAUUGUUGUGUUUUUAUUAUUUAUUUCUGUGACAAACCGGUUGACUGACACAGCAUCUUCCCUCAGAGUGGGCAAACUGCAGUAAACUGAUAAUUCUCAAACCAGAAAGAGAACCCAUAACAGAAGCAAAGGAUCACCAACAGAGUGAAUUGUGAUUCGCCAGUAAACAGCGGAAGAGUAGGAGGGGAGGGAAAAUAAAGAAAUAAAAAGGGAUACAGAAUUGAAGGACCACGGAAGGAAUUUUGGUGCGACAGCUGGUGGAAAAGUUGGAGAAGGAGAAGAAAGUGAACGCGGAGAAAUAAGGGAGAGAGAGGUGUCAGGUUGGCUGCUGCUGGUGCUCCACGAUGCAACAUGACAGUAACGGAGUUGGGAGGCUUCAGCCUCUCUGGAACUUCAAUGGCUCAUCGGUCAACCAGUCCGACCUGUUCUCCAACACCACAUGCAACAUUUCCACCAAUGAUUCAACAUCCUGCUCUCCUGUGGACGAUGGAAUGGGGGCAGGAAGUCCAUAUAAAGCUCUGGAGAUGUUUUUUAUCGCCUUGGUCACAGGAUCUCUGAGCUUUGUGACUGUCACAGGAAAUAUUUUAGUCAUGCUAUCCAUCAAAGUAAACCGCCACCUACAAACUGUCAAUAACUAUUUCUUAUUUUCAUUAGCAGCUGCUGACUUGAUCAUUGGUGUUUUCAGCAUGAAUUUGUACACCGUCUACAUCAUUGUUGGCUACUGGCCGCUCGGGCCCGUGGUCUGUGACUUGUGGUUAGCUUUAGAUUAUGUUGUCUCAAACGCCUCAGUGAUGAAUUUAUUGAUCAUCAGCUUUGAUCGCUAUUUCUGUGUGACCAAGCCACUCACGUAUCCAACAAGAAGGACAACUAAGAUGGCAGGGUUAAUGAUCGCAGCAGCGUGGAUCCUGUCAUUCAUCUUGUGGGCUCCUGCCAUCUUGUUCUGGCAGUUUAUCGUUGGACAGCGAACAGUGCCGCCUGGGGAGUGUUAUAUUCAGUUCCUUUCUAAUCCUGCAGUGACGUUUGGGACGGCUAUAGCAGCAUUCUAUCUUCCUGUCAUUAUUAUGACAGUCUUGUACAUCCACAUCUCCCUGGCCUCUAGGAGCAGGGUCUCCAAACACAAACCCGAGAAGAAAGAGAAGAAGGGAAUAAAAACUCCCAGCUUGAUGAAGAGUCACCUGUUAAAGCAGAACAACAACAAUGAGACCAGCCCUCACGCAAGUCCCCGCUCUACUCCCAAACUCAGUCUGGACUCGACUACCACUGCGCUGGAGGCUGUGAAGAAUGGCAGAGUGGAGGAACCAAAACCUGCUCAGCCUCAGCCUCCAACACAGGCCAGCCCAGGACCCACACAGGAGGAAAAAGAGAGCUCCAACGAUUCAUCCACAGCUUUUAUUCCUCCAACAGAACCAAAGGACAACACUAACAACAAAGUGGUAUCUGAGGCUGCAACAAAUCCCAGCCCAGUUGCCACAACAACAACUAAUCCUACCAUCUCCAAGAACAACCCUGGCUCAAGGUGGUCCAAGAUAAAGAUUGUGACGAAGCAGACUGGGGAUGAAUGCAUCACAGCUAUAGAGAUUGUCCCACCUGUAGAGGGAGCCGAGAGGCAUUCAAUCCCAAUCAGCCGUCCGAGGACUGUGGCAAGAAAGUUUGCAAGCAUCGCUAGAAGCCAAGUGAAGAGGAAACGACAGAUGGCGGCCAGAGAAAAGAAAGUGACCAAGACCAUCUUCGCCAUCCUGCUGGCGUUCAUCAUCACGUGGACGCCGUAUAACGUCAUGGUGUUGAUCUCAACCUUCUGCCAAUCCUGUGUCCCUGACACUGUGUGGGCUAUUGGCUACUGGCUAUGUUAUGUCAACUCUACUAUCAACCCAGCUUGUUACGCACUGUGCAACGCCACAUUCAAGAAGACAUUCAAGAACCUGCUGCUGUGCCAGUAUAAAAACAUAGGUACAAGAUGAGAUGGAAGGAGAAGACUGAGGGUGGGAUGGAUGGGGAAUGGGUAAACCAUGGCAGGAACGGGGGCGGGGAGGGCAGAGGAAGGGAGAGGAAAUAAUGUUGAAAGGUGAGUGAAAGAGAGCUGAAGAGAAAUGGAUGGCAGAAUUUAGUAGAAGGGUUCUUUCUAAAGAGAACCGACAUCUGCAGGGGAUCAGCAACCAUUGUUUAUCCUGCAAAUGAACGCCAGUCAUCCCUGUCGGUACAUAUAGACCCAGAGCAAAACGUGAGUGUAAACCAGGGAUUCCAUAAUCUGCCCCACUUCCCCCUAAGAAGGAACAAAUCACAUACUGAGUGGAAACAUGGUCACAUAGAUGCAGGGAAAAGAACUGCAGAGGAGGAACAGGGAUUUAUGUGAACAGAGACGUUGGUAGGAAAUGUAGCGGGGGGAGAAAAUUGAGGAAAAUAAACGAUAAAGUAACAUAUUUGAAUAACAAUGAGGGACAAUACUGCAGAGGGAGGUGGUCUUGCUGGAUAGCCGUGUGUGUGUGUGUACAUAUAUGUAAGUAUGUAUGGAUAUUGAUGGGUCAUUUAUAAGCUACUUUUAUCUAAAAGAGAAUAUAUGGGGAAGGGUGGACUGUGUUUUUAUAGUGGUCGCCAACAUAUUUCAGGAGAAGGAUAAAAAUGUCUGACUACAUAGAAAAAUCAAUUUUGGCCAAAAUGUGCAUGUGUAUUUUGCUCUCACUACUCUAAAAUACUCAAGUACAAGUACAUCGCCUAUUGUAAUUGAUGAGGUAGAAUCAACACAAAAUAUGCAUAAACAACACAAUAAUUCAAUCACAGAAAAUUAGUCUGGGGAUAAACCAGUGCAGCCUCUGUGGUUUAAAAAAAAAAAAGAAGCCAAAAACCACACAGCAGCUUGUUUCCACGGAUACAACAUUUCUGUGGAGAAAAUAAUACUGUAUCUCCUAAUGUAUUAACAUUAGCUGAGAAAACAUUACUAAUUCAGACACUCCCGCUGGAUUUCAUCACCACAUGGACUCAGACCCUGUGAGGGUUACUGGCUACUGGCUGCGUUAUGUGAACUCCACCAUCAGCGCAGCUUGUUACACCACAUUCAAAAAGACAUUCCAGAACCUGCUGCUGUGCCAGUAUAAACAUUUAGGUGCUGGAUGAGAUGGAAGGCUCAACGUGGGAUGGAUGUGGAUGGAGUGAGCCACUGUAGGAAUGGAAAACAGAGGAAGGGAAAGAGGAAAUAUUGUUAGGAGGAGAGUGAAAGAGGGCUGAGAGGAGAAAUGGAUGGCAGAAUUUUAUAGAAGGGCUCCUUCUAAAGAGGAGAGACAUCUGCAGGGGAUGAGCAACUGUGGUUUACUCUGCAAAUGAAUGCCAGUCAUCUCAGUUGACUCAGUGAAAUGUGAGUGUGAACAGGGAUUCCUUAAACUGCACAGAACUUAACCAAGAUAGAACAAAUUAUCUCGCUUCUACAGCUGUGUUUCCAAUAUACACCACAGGAGCCGAGGAAUAGCUCCCACCACCAAUUAAAAACUAUGAGGCUCUGCCAUAAUCAUAACAGCCUGUCACUAUCACAGCAACAGCAGCAGCCAGUCAGAGGACAGUAUAGACAACUAUGUUAACAAGUGUCCUCUAGUUAUCUUCAAAUUAGCUGUCAUUUUACACAGUUGGUAUGUCACAGCAAAGAGUACGCACACACACACACACUCCCACUGCAAGCACUUUAAACUAAAACAGUAUUAUAUCAACAUCAUAUCAUAUCUGUGCUGUAUGCUACUGUGAAACUCAGCCUUCCUCUAUGGAUCAGAGGGAAUACAAACUAAAGUAUUAAACUUAAAACUAACUGCAAAGGAAUAUAAAAGUAAAAUCCCAGUCUUUAGGGGCUUUAUAGAAAUAACCUACAGGCUGGUCAUUUUUAUUGAAGUGUAGGACAGCUGUGAUCUUUGAAAAUAUCUGUAACUGGUGGCAAUGUUUCGUUUAAAAUGUUAUUUUCAUUUAUUUUUGAUUCUGAUCAAUAACCCCAUUUAUAUAAUUGGCUCUAUUGGCAUCAUACACACCAUAUAACUAAUAGAAAUGUCAAGAAAUUAUAACUUCACGGUUUGUUUAUCAUAUUAAAACAUGAAUGAUGGUCUAGCAGUCCUAAAGCUACAGUAUGCAAUGCUUAGUUACUUUAUAGUUUAAAUAUGUUCCAAAAUGUAUCUUAAUGUGGAGAGGUGCUUUCAAAGGCCUCUGUGACCCAGACCUAUUACCAGCAGUGCAGAGAUAUAUAUGUUUCUAAGCUCUGUGAAGGCCAAAUAUAUUAUUAUUAUUAUUAUUAUAUUAUUUCAUUUAGGCUUUGAGAUUUGACCUACCAAGUCCCAUGGUAAUGUCGCGGGACUGAUACAUCAAUUGACCGCUGCCUUCCUCAGUCUGUGCCACGUAUCUGCUCAUUGGCAAUACUUGUGUAUUCUAUUCUCCCUUUCAAAAAGCUUUUCUUUGUUUUGAUGUUUCCACACCUUCCAAAUGAAAUACAGAAGAUAAAAGGGAACAGGACUGCAGGCUUCUCUGUCUUUAGUUUAUUUGGGGGCUAAACUGGGAAUACAAAGUAGUAUCUAGACUUUCCAGGGGUUUUUGUUGUUGUUUUUCUUUCUUCUUUUGGUUGAGACGUGAGAUUAUUUGGAAGAUAAUCUAUGCGUGACAGAUUUUGAGAAAAAUGUGUGUUGUGAGGCAGGUGGAGCGGGUGUGAACUGUGAUGUGUGGGAAAAAUGACUUGUAUUGCUCCUCUUUUCCAUGUGGUAUCUGCUCAUUAACUGGAGAAGCAUCGUGCUGCUGCUGGUGUUGUGUUCAGGUCCUCCAUAUUUUAGACAGGGUCUAGUUAUCCUUGGGUCUGUUUUCUCUCUCAGUUAAUUCACAUUGGAUUCAAUUAUCUUGUCCAGAUUCUGAUUGGUUCCAAAAUACUGGAUCUGAGUUAAAGUGGGUAGUGUUAAAUGUUUUUGUGAACUGCAAGUUUAUCUUAUAAAGUAACUGUUUGUUUCACAUUGAAACUAAAGCAAUGAGUUUCCAUGUCCUACUGGAUAAGGUAAUCCUUAACAGACAUUGCACCUGUUUAACUGCUUUAUGAUUUAACACUGGAGGAAGCAUGCAGUGCAGUGUGUAGAUGGAGGGAAUGAAACAAAGAGGAGGUAAAAAGACUGGAGAGAGAAAAUGGAGUAUAAGUAGAGAGAGUGAAGAGAAGAGAUGCUAAGAGAAAACACCUGGAUGGGAGGAAAUGACUGAGGGAGGAUGUAGAAGGAGUGGUUGAAGAGAGAAGUGGUGAAAAUUAUGAGGUUGUGGGAAAAAUGUAGGGCACGAUGGAGGGAGAACAGAGGAAGUGCAUGAAUUCUUCAUUUAGUCCUGGUCCCCCAUCCCUAAUGCUCAUGCUUAACACAGAGUCAGAAAGAUACUUAGACAUUAACUGAUAUUUCAGUUUGUUGUCAUGUCGCAGAAACAGUUUUAGGUGUGAGACAGCUGUUAGUUAUUCAGUGUUCAGGCUUUAGGUUUUUUAAGGACACAGAAAUUAUUUGAGCCCAAUGUGGAUUUGUCCCAGGCCCAUCUCAAAUGCAGCUAUCCUGUAUGAGAAGUGAAACGUCUACCAGUCAGCCAAAGUGCUCGGAAAAUCUUCCAUGACUCAGCAGGACUUGGGCUGGGUUUCUGCUUAUAAUGUGACUGUGUCGGCUUAGUGUGGCUCAAGAGCUCGUCAAGACCUAGUCAAGCACCUACUGCUCACUCUGGAGAGAAAAAGGGUGCAAAAAGAAAAUCACGACAUCCUGUUCAUCCAGUGACUAAAACAUGGGAUAUACACUUUGGUGGUGUUAAGAGAUGUUUUUCUACCAGAGAUGAAGUUGUUAAAGACUCAUAGUGAUGUAUGUACAGUAUGAACUGGCAUGACUCUUGAAUAGUGUUUCCAGGUAGGAGGAGCUAUUUUGGGCACCCCAGGUUCUGUGAGUUAAAGAGGUUAGGUGACUCAGAGUGGAAACACUUGUGGCUUGGAAGGACAUGAAACUCUUCUGGUUGAAUCAGUGAGCACUUAUGGUUUUUUUUAAAGUCUGUGCAUUAAAAACUAUUCCCAAGUUGCAGUUCAGCCAGAAACAGCAAAUCAGCUUAAAAUUCUGUGAUGUGGGAGCUAUAGAUCAUGGUGAAAACUGACAAUCUGCUGCUUAGAUCAGUUUACUUUAGAAUUCUGGGGUGAUUUUGGAUGAAUUCAGCAACUAAGGCACAAAUUCAACAACAAAGCAUUCUGAAUUUGCUACUGUGAAACUAUUAAAAAACUUGAAAGGUCAGAAUUAAGUCAGUAUGUCUCUUAAUAGCAGCUAUAUACAGUGCAUUCUGAAAGUAUUCAGACCCCUUCACUUUCUUCACAUUUUGUUACACUGCAGCCUUAUGCAAAAUUUUUGCACAUUUGUUAAAAAGGGGAAAACUGAAACAUCACAUUGAUAUAAAUAUUCAGACCCUUUGCUAUGACACUUGAAAUUCAUCUUCCUCCCAUUUCUCUGGAUCAUCUCUGACCUGUGUUAACCUAUUGUGUCACUUGAUUGAACAUGAUUUGAAAAGGCACACACCUGUCUGUAUAAGGUCACAGCUGACAGUGUAUAUCAGACCAAAAACCAAAGGAGUCAAAGGAACUGUCUGCAGAGCUCAGAGACAGGAUUGUUUCAAGCAUUGGUGGGCCGUCAGGUCCAGCAAGGCCUUCUCUGUUGGCCCAAACACUGUCACAAUCACCAAAUUAUACUUUUAUUUAUGUUUCUUUUCCCCAUUAAUACUAUAUGUAUUAAAUUGUUUCCAUUCUAUUCUCUUCAUCUCAUCUCAUUUCCUCUUGGUUAUGCUGCUUCCAGUACAGUCUGUCUAUGUUAGAGCUUUUAUCCAAUCAGAUUUGUUGCCAAAUUAACAGAAAUCUGCCUUGGGGCCUACAGAAUCAACAGUCCAGGCCCCGGUGAUUUAAAAUUAAUGUUAAUGAAACUGUUGUCUCGUGGAUCCUUUGACCAAUCAGAUUUCGAGUUGGCGAGGCCAGGGCGGGGCCUUCUAGCAGGCCUUCGCGAACGUCAACAUUUUCAGGUCAUUUGAUUGGAUGGUCAGAGAGCGUAUUGUCAGAACUAGCAAACCGCAUCUGUAGCUACUAGCAUAAGCUAAAACUUGCUAGUAUAGAUUUAAUAACUGUUUUUUCAAACUCCCAAUGGCUGGUCGACGAAGAAGAGUUCAAUGGCGCUGUUGUAGAGGUUAUUUUUGCGUCUCAGUUCCAACAAUAACUUAUUGUCAAUAAGUCAUUUUGAGUCUGCUGAAAGUUGAGUCUGCCCAGUUGUAUUUCUCGGAUAAGUUUUAAUUCGCUUUAGAGCUGAGAAUGUCCGCUCGACGGAAGCAGCUUUUUAAAUUUGUCUACAGAUAAUCAGCAGUUUCGGUGAGUAAAAUACAUUUUACCAACAGUAUAUUUUAUUGUUUAUGUUUUUGUCAUUGUAUUAGUUAAUAUUGCUGCUUCUGCUGGAGAUGAUAUGUGUGACUCAGCUGUGGCUGCAGUGUUUGGAGACCUAUUGAAUCGUUUUAAUUGGGUUUUUAUAGCAUUGCUUCAGUAAUGGCAUUUAUUCUGGAUACAUGACAUCUCUGUCUGUGAUUCAAACUUCUGUUAUACUGCGUUUCUGUAUAUUGUUGAUGGUUUCUAUAUCCGUGACAUCAUGGGCGGGGCGGUUUAAUUCAAUUAGGACACCUGUGAAGAGUGUGAAAUGCACGGCCCGUCACUGGUUUCAAGGCACAGAUCUGGGGAGGGCUACAAAGAGAAACAGAGCACAGAGGCCUCUGACUUGUAUUUUAAAAUGAGAAACCUGCACUUGAUGGCUGUUUACGAAAAGCACAGAGACUACAUCUACUGCAAAAACCAUGCCUGAUUUAAAUUUGUCCGUUUUCUAGUAUAAUAAACGGAGCGCGCCACUGUAGCAGCAGCAAGCAGUAACUCUCCUGAGUCAAUAAUCUGCAAUCAAUCUGCAGCUGUGUCGCGCGCCUUGGUGACCACUUACCGUUGCGCCUUUCUGAUUUCACCAUGUAGCAGAAGCACUGUGUGACCCAUCGCUCGUAUUCAAGCUCAUUACUGGUGACUUCAACAUUCGCGGGGUUGUGCACCGUCAAUUUGUCCCCCGGGAUCAGACUGUCAACGCCGAGUACUCUCAGGCUUCACACCCCACCUGCCCUACCCACUCCCGGCUCCCCGCGACUUCUGUUUCUCCCCCAAGAUAAAAUUAAAAGUCAAGUCUCAGUCAUACACAGCCUGCACUGUGUAGUUAAAGUUGCUGUUUGGUUAGGUUUAGUGAAUGUUAAAUUAAAUCAGACACGUUAACUUCACCUGAGUUAUAGAUUAAGUUGCUGAAAGAAAAUAUUUUAAUUAAUAUUAGAACUUGAAUUUCUCAAAUCUUUAAAAUUCGAUUGGAUUGCUCAAAAGUGGCAUGGCUGUGUGAGAACAUAGAUUUAUAUACAGGCUCCUGUGUUCAAGAGGAGUCAUCAAAAGUACUCUGCAGUGUUUAGGCAUUUAAAAAGAGAAAACAAUUACCUUAAAUUUUGAUUUAAUGGUAUUGUCUUUAUAUUUUGGUUUGUUCCAGUAUGUUACCAUCUAUGUUUGUUCCUUCACUUUCUAAUUUCCGUCCAAAAUGUGCUUUGAAGGUGUGGUCUAGUGAUGAAGAGGCAGACUACAUACUGUGAUUACAACCUCUCUGAUUAGAAUUUAGGCCGUGAUCCUUGCUGCAUACCAUUACUGGCUCUGUCUCCCCUCAUUUCCUGUCACCUCUCUAUUGUCUGCUCUAUUUGUUGCUAUUGUAGUCCCUACAGUGUCCAACACGCAGCAUGAUUUGAUGCUGAUCUCAAGGACAGUUCUUGUAGAGUCAUUUCAAAUCAGUUUCCUUCAUUCUGACUAAAAUUCAAAGCAGCAACUUCUUCAUGGCAUCAUCAGGUUAUGUUCAGACAUGAGUUUAACUAUAGAGAACAUUUCUUUUUAUUGUCAGUUGUCCUUUGUGAGAGACACUUGAGAUUCUGUGAGAACAUUUCCAAAGCUUUUGGUAAAAUUCAUUCUGUUCUCUCGCCUGCAGUAUCUCUUCAUGUAGUCAUUAUUGUGUCUGUGUUUCACUCUCCCUGGCUGUGUUUACAUUUAUCUUGCAAAGUUUUAAAAGAGUUAAUUUUGGGAAAUUCUCAUGGAACAUUUUAGAGCAAAAUACAGCCAGUAAUUGCACUAAAAUGUUUGUAUAUAUCUAUUCUGUUUUAAAGACCAAUGUUAACAUCCCCAUAUAAAGAGAGUAGCCCCAAGAUUUAAGUUAAUACAUUUUCCUUAAUCUUAGCUCUGCUGUUUCAAUUUUUUAUAUUGGGAAUAUUAUAAGGCCCUGACCUUUGAACUAUUGGAAACUACUAGAAAGAAAAAUAAAGGUGAGAUGGUUCCUAGUUUUUAGUGUCCUAAUUGGAAUAAAGUCAGGGUUUUAUUACAGUUUUAACACCUUUUCUUCAAGCAGUACUUCUACUUCAAACUUCAGAUUUAUUCAUUAAAACCGGUGUGUGUGAGUAGUUUCUGAAAACGACAAUAACUUGAGAAUGGCUGUUCUGUGUUGACAAAGAGAGAGCGAGAGAGAAUGGAAAGAUGGAGAAGGCUAGUUAGAGACACAUCUGAUUGUGCUUCAUUACUCAAGAACUGUACAAGGACAAAUAUCACGUACAGACAGCAGGAAGUGAUUGCAGAGAGGGUCACUGGUUAGUUAGCUGACAUACUUAAUGACAAGAUUUGCAGAAUAAAUGGAUGACAGCAGAGUUUAAGAAAAUUGCACUGACUGCCUGACUGCUUUGCUGACUGAAAGAAUGAAAGCUUCAGUAGGCACAAUAUUCAUGAGAGUGUACAUCCUUCUUAUUAACCUAAAUUACAAAACUGGGGUGUAACAGAGAAGAGAGCCUAGCUGUCCAAAUGAUUUUUUUAUACCUUGGUCAAACUGCAAACUGAUAUUCUCAAUCCUAAAUUCGGAGCAUUUCACAAGUUAUUUGAGGCAAAGUCCCUUCAAACAAAACAACUACCUUCACUGCCUUUACAAAGAAUAGCCAUAAUAGCUGAUUUUAUUAUGGCUUUUUUAUGAUUUGCCACCACAAUAACUAGGUGUGGAUAGGGUUAGGGAAAGAUGAUAGGAACGUUCAUCAUCAGGAGACCUACCUGGUUAUGAUGGAGGAAUUAUCAUGGUCAAACACAACAACAAAAAAGGGUAUCCUAUACUGCAGACCAAUCUAAUCACAACAUCCCCUGUUGAGGUUAAGGAAGGGACUGUGCUGCAUCUCCUCUCUGCCCUUAUUUCCUGUCAGCUCUCUUUUGUCUGUAGAGCUCAGUUCAGAGAAAGCUCUUUCUGGUUGGUUGGUGUAACUUCUUCUCAGUGGAGGUGUCUUUACUUCCAUGACCACGACUCUUCCAUGGCUUCUGAGCCCCUGGAGAGAGCAGAGUGGAGUGGUGGAGUAGUAAAGAGAGAUCGGGCCCGAGCCUGACCCAAAGGGAGCAUCAAACACCUUUAAUCUGAGGCGGUCCAAUAUAGGUCCAAUAAAUACGGUUGAGGUUUCCUCAACUCCUGUCACGAUGGAACAAAUUGUCUCCCGCUUCCAACUAGCUCUCUGCAGUUCUCCAUGGAUUGAUUUUUCUUGUUCAUGGCUACAGCUUGGUAUGGAAUGUCAAUACUUUGAGUAUUUGUCGACCAAAUUGCUUCCACUGCACCAAACCAUGAAUAUAUUCUUUACUCAGCUCUAUCCAUGGCUGUUGGAUUUAGUACGGACUUACAAAGUACAAUUUAUGUUCACUGAGCACUUUAUUAGAAACACUAAACUGAUACUGUGUGUUUCCUCCUUUUCAUCCACAGAAUGUUAGAAUCUUUUGAGAUUCUGCUCCAUGUUGACAUGACUGCAUCACAACAUUUCUGCAGAUUUGUCAGCUGCACUUUCAUGCUGCCACUCUCCCCUUCUACCACAUCCCAGGUGUUUGUGACUAGAGAGGCUGCUGAAGUACACAGAACUCAUAGUCACGUUUACUAAAUCCAUUUGAGACUCUUUUGUUUGACAUGUAACGUGCAUUAUCAUGCUGGGAACAGCCAUUAGAAGAUGGUACAUUGUGGCCAUAAAGGGAUGCACAUAAUCAGUAACAAUACUCAAGCUGUGGCACUCCAGCAAUGAUUCCCCACCUCUCCACAUAAUUAGUAACCGCAGCGUUUCCAGUAGCUCCAACCAGUCUGGCCAUUUUCCUCUGAUGUGCUCCCAUUGACAAGGCAUUUCAGUCUGCAGAGCUGCUGCUGGGCGUUUUUUGUUUUCACACUAUUUUGAAUAAAAACUCUAGAGACUGUUGAUGCGUGAAAAUCCCAGGAGCUCAGCAGUUUCAGAAAUGCUCAAACCAGCCCAUCUGACACCAACAGUCCUACCAAGGUCAAAGUCACUGAGAGCACAUUUUUUCCCCAUUCUGAUAUCUGAGACACAUCUGUGAAGAUUAACUGAGGCUUCUGACCUGAUUAGAUAAUUGCAUGAAUAAGCAGUUGCACAAGUGUUCCUAAUAAAGUGCUCAGAGAGUGUAUAUCAGAUAUUUAGACGCACUGGGAGGAGAAGUAGCCAUUUACUAAUUACAACUAACAGCUAAAGCACCAAGAUAAAAUCCAAGUUUAAAGUCCAGCUCUGAUGGAUCAUGGUUUUUUGCAGUGUUUAAAAAUACAGGUACAUUUUUAAACAACUUAAUUAGGAGGAAACCGAGUCGAAAAGGUUGAGGAAGUUUCCACUCAUAUGUGUAUUGACCAAUAAAUAGCCAAUGUAUGACAUCAUGAUGAUCAGGUGGUGCUGGAGAACCACUAUAUUAACACUCAUUUAAGUAGACUGUCUGGCUAGACAGAUGAGUUUUAUCUGUUGAAAGCAGAUAGCAGGUUUUAUCUUCAAAUAAGAAGAUAAUACACAGAAUGUAUUUUCCCUGAUAAGUCAAAAUAUGCUGAACAAUGCUGUGUCAUGAUAGUUCAAGAUUACCUGUUCUUCAGGAUUGCAGGAUGCACACUGUACAAAUACCAAACUAAAGCAAACACCUGGAGAAACCAUCAUUAGGCUAAAUAACUUGGCAUUUAGUUUAAUUUGCUAGUUAACUGUAAAGACUGCCCAAGCAUUUUUAAAGCUCUAUGAGUAAAACUCAAUGUAAUGUAUAAUACAAAUGUAGUAACCAGUCACUAGUUUAAAAUACACCACUGUAUGUUCACAUGUCAAUUUAAAGUGCAUUGCUGUAAAUACACAACACAGUAAUUCUGAAUAUUUGAGCUCAAUAUAUCACAUACUGAAUCAUUCCAAAGAAGGGAUACAUGGUCUUUGUGUUCUUUCAAAGUAUAUGAACUAUAUUUACCUCCCAAUGUACAGAGCAUGUACUUUAUAUUGAUCUAAAGACAUUGUGAAUUGUAGUCUUAUUUUUUGUCAGAAUAUUGCUAUCAAAAAUCAGUGAAAAGAAAACAUUUUCACCAUAUUGAAGAACAACUGAUUCAUUUGUUUUUUAUGUCAAGAGUACAUCCCUGGAUUAAGAUGACAUAUGUUUUAUAUUGGAAGCUGGAAACUUGUAAUAUAAAUGGCAGACUAAAGGAAACACCAACAUAUAACGUCUUUCGUAGUGUUUCCUGUGUUGGUAACCAUCUGUAUAUGUACUGUAUAUGCUUUAAAUUAAACUGCUACUGUACCGGAACUGUGUUCCCAAUGGCACACAAGACUGCUAACCGAGGGACUCUUUAAAGGGUAAAUCAACACUAAAUGUAGCAGAUGUUUUAGGCUUUGGAACUGGAUUCUAGAAGUACAAGGCUUAACAUUUCCAUCUUUAAGCUCGCAACAAGGACUCUUUGUAAGUACACAAACAAGCUUUUUCCACUGCAGGAACUUAACUUGAGGUGUAGUUACUGUCACAGGUUCUGCUUUUGUUUCCUCUGUACUUCCUUCUCUCUGGGGGAGUUCCUGAACCUAAAUUUGGGCACUGCUCAGGAGGUAGUAUUGUGUUACUAGUUUAAUUGUAUUAGUUAAUUGCAAAAAUUAAAGACAUAGUGUUGGUAGGAACACUAGCGUUUGGUUAGCGUUAGUGUUUUCAAGAAAAUCUAAACAUUUUACGCCCAAAUACACCAUACCAUGCAAGCAGCGAUGACAGCUAUUCCUGGAGCACUGGAGACCUCACCGCUGAAACAGCAGUGUCUCCAUAUGGUGUCACCUUUUCAGUGACUUACAGUAACUCUCUAAGUUUGGACCACCUAAUAAUUUAAGGGUUUGUCUGUUACACUGUAGAACAAUACUGAAGACACCAGACUAUUAAAUAACACAUGGAGUUGUGUAGUAGACAAAUUGAUGACAAGCUUUCCAUGCUACUGGCAGUAUAUGGUAGUCACCUGGGAUGGUUUUCAGUUUCAGUGGGAUUCUUGUUCUCUCUGAAUGCACCAUCAGUUGUGUUGGUAUACAGCAAACUUACAAUUACUGGACUACUACUACUACUGUACUGCCUCAGAUUUAACAGUGCCUCAGAUUACCCACAUCCGUGUAUCCCAGAGUUCAUGUAGCGGACACAUUUCAACAUCACCUGUUCACAGAAGACUGUGUGAAUCAGGCCUUCAUGUUUGAUUUGCUUCAAAGAACCCACUACUGUGGGAGACCAAAUAACAAGAGAUUUGCUUGGACAUUAGACCAGUGGAAAUCUGUACUUCAGUCUGAUGAGUCAACAUUUGCGAUUUCUGGUUCCAACUGCCGUGAGACGCAGAGGUGGACAGAUGGUAUCUGCAUGUGUGGUUGCCACUGUGAAGCAUGGAUGAGGAGGUGUUAUGAUGUGAGGGUGCUUUGCUUGGCGAACAGUAUAGUAUUCAAGGCCACAUCCCUCCCAACAUGUGGUGUGGGACCGUCGUGUGUUUUUCAGUGAUCCAAAACACACCUCUUAUUGGACCAAGAGGAAAGUGGUGGAGAGCUACAUCUGUGACCUGGCCUCCACAAACCUUCAAGACUGUUAGAAAUGCAUUCCAGGUCACUACUUGACGAUGCUGGUUGAGAGAAUGCCAGGAGUGUGCAAAGCUGUUAUCAAGUCAGAGGGAGGCUACUAUGAAGAAUUUAAAAUUGAAAACAUUUUGCUUUGUUGACAGUAUCGGUCACUACAUAAUUCCAUGUGUUCCUCGUGGUUUUAUAGUUGUCAUGUCCUCUAUUAAUCUACACUGUAAGAAAUGAUUUAAACAAUGAAAAACCAUUCAAUGAGAAGGUGCGCCCAAACUUCUAAACUUGUUUAUUCUAAACUUUGAGUUUGGUAAAACAUAGUGGAGAACAAGGCAGGUUUUCCCCAGUUCAGCUUAAAAGCAACUGAGAAAAUCCAGCUUAUGCAUCACAAAAGCACAGCACAGUCCUACAUAUUCAGUGUGCAUGCUCACAUCCUCGUGGAGUCAAAACAUCUGAGUCCUGCAGGACUCUCGUCAUCCUGGCCUCCUUGACAAUUCUCUUUCAGUCAACCGAACAGAAGCAUAGCUCAAAGAAGACAGCUGUGUGUUGUUGCUUCAAAUAGUGCCCUUUUUAAAAAUAAAAUAAAUACACACGUACUCUAGUAAGAAGUACACGGUUCAAUUACCUUUAAAAUGAUUUGUUUAGUAGUGUAAGCAGCAGUAGAAUGUCCUCAAAAAUGAAUGCACUCAAGUAAUGUAGCAGUAGCUCAAACAUGAACAAUACUUGAUCAAAAGCAUUUAGUUAUUUCCCUCCUGAGCCAUAUAGCAGUGAAAUGGCAGCUUACUGCCCGUUAUGAAUCACAGUUGAUUUACUCUUUAAAAAACAGCGAGUGCUGUCACGAGUCCUUUCUUCACUUUGGUCUCUUGUGGUGGCUUUUGGGGAAACCCCUCUGGUGAUUUUUUUUGUCUGUAUAAUGCUUUGGCUGUUUGUACUUUCUCUUAUACUGGUUAAUGUGAAACAUAGAUGCAUAAUUUUCAACGCAACAUAGAACAUCGCCUGGCACAGUACACAGCUAGUAUUACUUUUUAAAUGAAAUGUACUAAAGAUAUAUCAGAAGCAACUUGUGUUGAUACAAAACUGUAAUGCUAAUAAACACCUGCUGUUGAAAGGUU
Messenger RNA from Lates calcarifer (barramundi perch), 15161 nucleotides. RefSeq names its product muscarinic acetylcholine receptor M4-like. The record is from RefSeq and is a predicted model, not a curated record. Gene Ontology annotation, cellular component: plasma membrane. Gene Ontology annotation, biological process: adenylate cyclase-activating adrenergic receptor signaling pathway. Lineage: Eukaryota; Metazoa; Chordata; Actinopteri; Centropomidae. Gene Ontology annotation, molecular function: G protein-coupled acetylcholine receptor activity.